Camelina sativa (false flax) is the source of this 801-nucleotide messenger RNA. Its product is annotated as DNA polymerase epsilon catalytic subunit A-like. The record is from RefSeq and is a predicted model, not a curated record. Gene Ontology annotation, biological process: DNA replication proofreading; base-excision repair, gap-filling; nucleotide-excision repair, DNA gap filling. NCBI's taxonomy places the organism in Eukaryota, Viridiplantae, Streptophyta, Magnoliopsida, Brassicales, Brassicaceae. Gene Ontology annotation, molecular function: DNA binding; single-stranded DNA 3'-5' DNA exonuclease activity; DNA-directed DNA polymerase activity. Gene Ontology annotation, cellular component: epsilon DNA polymerase complex.
UCAUCUUUCUUGGCAGAGUGAUUUCACUAUAAUCGUUGCCGAGUUUAUAUUCCAUCCCUGGAAAUUUGCAUUAGAGAAAAAAAAAAAAAAAGGCAGUUCAGAGAGUUUAGAGGCACAGAUGGUAGAAUAUCUAAGAGAACAGAUUGAUUCCUAUUUCACAGAGAGGCUUCUUAAGAAGGUUAUUGAUAUCAUGUCACACAUGAAGGAUAUAAACGUUUCAGAUGCAUCUCGGUUUUCUGGUCAAACUCCCAAAGGAGAUUACACGUUCGAAUUUGUACAGGUUAUCUCUGGUGUUCUGGCUCUUGACCAGAAUGUCCAGCACGAUGUUCUGGUAAUGAGAAAGAAUCUGUUGAAGUACAUUAAGGUAAAAGAGUAUGCUGCUGAAGCCGAAUUUCUUGAUCCUGGGCCCUCCUGCAUCUUACCUAAUGUAGCUUGCAGCAACUGUGAUGCCUACAGAGACCUAGAUUUAUGCAGAGACCCAGAUCUAUUAACAGAGAAAGAAUGGUCAUGUGCGGAUACACAAUGUGGGAAGAUAUAUGACAGAGAGCAGAUGGAGAAUAGUCUUCUCCAGAUGGUGAGACAGAGAGAGAGAGAGAAUGUAGCACAUGCAGGAUCUAGUGUGCAUUAGGUGCAAUCAGGUGAAAGCCGCUCAUUUGACAGAGCAGUGUGAGUGUUCUGGUUCCUUUAGAUGCAAAGAGAGCGGGUCAGAGUUCCACAAGAGGAUGGAGAUUUUCUUGGAUAUAGCAAAGCGCCAGAAGUUCAAAAUGCUAGAAGAAUGCACCUCUUGGAUUUUACAAUGCA